AUGUACAGCGACAACGGAACAAAUUUCAUCGGAGCCAGGCGAUCCCUGGAUGAAAUGCAGCAGCUACUGAACUCAACACAGCACAAGGAUCACGUAGCGAACUCACUAGCAGACGAAGGUAUCCAAUGGACCUUCAUCCCACCUCGUGCUCCACAUUGGGGAGGAAAGUGGGAAUCAGCAGUUCGAUGUGUUAAACUGCAUCUUCGACGAGUCAUUGGCAGCAGCACACUAACACAUGAGCAAAUGCGCACCUUGCUGGCUCAGAUCAGUGCGGUGGUCAACUCACGACCCUUAUGCUACACGUCGGAUACAGAUAGCAACUAUCUGUCACCAGCCCAUUUCCUGAUCGGGCGACCAUUUACGACGAUCCCGGAGGUGGAUCUUGGCCACAUUCCUGUGGGCCGUUUGCGAUACUGGCAGAGUAUCCAAUCGAUGUACCAAGGCUUCUGGAAACAAUGGCACCAGGAGUACCUGACGAGUCUUCAGCAGCGACCAAAGUGGACCAAGGAAACCCCCAACAUCAACAUCGGCAGCGUUGUGCUCGUCAAGGAGUCCAACACACCACCAGCAUCAUGGCACCUGGCGAGGGUGAUCGAAACCUACCCAGGAAAGGACGACGUCGUGCGAGCAGUAAGGCUCAAGAUGGCAACAGGAGAAUUGACCCGGCCAAUAACGAAAAUUGCAGAACUACCUCAUUCAGAAACCGUGUUUCAGGGUGGGCCGGGAUGUUUGGAAACUAUCGCUUAG
This is a messenger RNA of Drosophila bipectinata, 747 nucleotides long. RefSeq lists its product as uncharacterized. Gene Ontology annotation, biological process: DNA integration. Gene Ontology annotation, molecular function: nucleic acid binding. NCBI's taxonomy places the organism in Eukaryota, Metazoa, Arthropoda, Insecta, Diptera, Drosophilidae. The record is from RefSeq and is a predicted model, not a curated record.